UAGCUUCCCAAAAAGCCGAACGUUUAUUGAUCUCGACAAUACAGACUCUAUACCCUGACGACCAGAGCAGCGCCUUGCAUGCUCGAACGACUUAACUUCCGAUAUCCGCAAAUCCGCAUCGCCUGAAGUUCUCCGUAGAACCGAAUCACACAAAAACCCACGCCCUCUCACGAAACAGAUCGAUAAAACCAAUCAGCUAUGGCCGGACCCCAGAACACCACCACAUCCACAGCCGUCCCGCGCGGCGCGCCCACAUCACGACGCAGACCCGUCAAGACCGGUGACGAAGAGGCCGGAUUAAGAUUAAGGCUGGGCGAGUUUACCAACGUGCAGGCGCUGUCCGUGGCCGAGGUGAACUUGAUGCUGUCGCAGCUGGAGGCGCGCGGCGAGAACAACCAGUUCCGGAACACGGACAUCUACCUCAAGACGCGCGAGUACUGCAAGACGUUUGCGCGCUUCAAGGACGCCAGCAUCGUCACCCAGGUCAAUCAGAUCAGUACCGAAUUGACGCAACGGGCGUUGGGAAUCACGGAGUUUGAGCGGGCACAAUUGGCUAGUCUAUGUUGCGACUCCGCCGACGAAGCGCGCACGUUGAUCCCGUCACUCGAAGGCAAGAUCUCCGAUGAUCAGCUGCAAGCGGUCCUGGAUGACAUGUCGAAGUUGCGCGACUUCUCAUAGUAUCCCAGGCAAGCUUGGAACUCGUCGGACGAAUCUGUUUCAAAUUUCCGAGAGGGCCGAGUCCCGAAGGUUCAAGAGAAAAGUUUUUUUUUCAUUCUCCACAUUGUUUCAGUAUUUUUUUUGUCGGUUUAGCACGGCGUUGGUCGGGGGGAACGAAAAACCGAAACAGCCAUAUGAAUAGACCUGGUGCUGGGUAGAUGACGAGCCCGCACAUUUACCAAGCCUUUAUUGGAUGCAGUGGGGUCGCAAGCACGCAAACUCUUGAUGCACGGAAUAUCAAAACGGACAAAGAGUCUUGCGCGACUUUCACGUACGAAAAGCAAUAGGUAGAAAACUCCUUUUCAGAAGGCUGUGAGAAAACGGUUAUGAACAAAUAUCAUGAAUUGUACAG
This is a messenger RNA of Dissoconium aciculare CBS 342.82, 1069 nucleotides long. RefSeq lists its product as uncharacterized. The record is from RefSeq and is a predicted model, not a curated record. Gene Ontology annotation, cellular component: RNA polymerase II, core complex; P-body. Gene Ontology annotation, molecular function: nucleotide binding; translation initiation factor binding. Gene Ontology annotation, biological process: mRNA export from nucleus in response to heat stress; transcription initiation at RNA polymerase II promoter; positive regulation of translational initiation. The coding region runs from base 199 to 678 and encodes 159 amino acids. NCBI's taxonomy places the organism in Eukaryota, Fungi, Ascomycota, Dothideomycetes, Mycosphaerellales, Dissoconiaceae. The transcript has 2 exons.